GUGCUAUUUCCUCUAUUUCAUCUGCAGCUGUAGCUGUUGACAAGAAGAGGACAAUCGCGUAAAAGACAGAAACGCCAAUUGUGCGUGAAAUUGCGCAAUCGUAUGACAUAUCAGCGACACCUAAUUAAAUCAGAAAGGCUACCGAUCCAGACGAACUGGUCGCUGAUUCGGAUUCAAGGUCAACAUAUUAUUUGGAAGAGCACGCAUGCGUUGAUCACAUAUCACAUGCAGCUGAAUGUUUAAACUGUUGCCGUGAGCUGUGUGAAGAAGAUAAGCUCACUCAGAGCGAAUCCGUUACUCGUGCGAAUUAGAAUAGCCUAUCACCACGACUGUCUCCUGUGUUGGAAGUAUGACCACGAAAGAUUUCAAAGACUCCCUUAUCAAACGUCAAAGGGAAGUAACAUAGACGUUUAUCUUCUGUAUUAGACAUGUUAAGUUUGGGAUUCUAACGAGCUCCGGUGUAGCAAAACAAAAACGACAUCGGGACCACAUUGGGUUGCAAGUGCCUAUUCUGAUACCUCGUGUGAUCAAGCAAAGGAAUGAGCGAUUUGCGAUUUUGGGACCAGUUAGAACCUGGCAGCUCCGAUGUGGACUGGUGUGAAGGCAAUUACUUGAUAUAUCCAAACAUUGCGGAGUUUUACAACACGAUCAGCAACAUCUUGUUUUUUAUUUUGCCACCUAUUUUGAUGUGGUUAUUCCGUCAAUAUGCCACACAUUACAACAGUGGAAUUUAUCUAAUAUGGAUUCUUCUGGUGGUUGUAGGUAUUGGGUCUACAUACUUCCAUGCCACUCUCAGCUUCCUGGGGCAGAUGCUGGAUGAGCUAGCCAUUCUUUGGGUGCUGAUGUGUGCCAUUGGAAUGUGGUUUCCCAAGCGAUACCUGCCGCGAGUCUUCAAGAAGGACAGGUCGCGCUUUAAGGUGGUGAUCGGCGUGCUGUCGGGUGUAACCACGGGCCUGGCCUUCGUCAAGCCCGUCAUCAACUCCGUGUCCCUGAUGAUGCUGGGCAUCCCCUGCACCGUGCUGCUGAUCUCCGAGCUCAAACGGUGUGAAAACUACCGUGUGUUUAAGCUGGGCCUGAUCUCAGGGUUCUGGUGGACGCUGGCGCUACUCUGCUGGAUCAGUGAUCGCAUUUUCUGUGAGAUGUGGUCCUCGGUCAAUUUUCCCUACCUGCACUGCGUAUGGCACAUCCUCAUCUGCCUGGCCUCCUACCUGGGCUGUGUGUGUUUCGCCUACUUUGAUGCCGUCUCCGAGGCCCCGGAGAGAGGCCCGGUCAUCCUCUUCUGGCCCAGUGAGAAAUGGGCCUUCAUCGGCGUCCCUUACGUCACCCUGCUCAACGCUCAAAACAAGUCCCCCAUCAAGACCACCUAGUGCACACGCUGCAGGCUGCCGGCUUCCAAGUGCUCUACCUCAGCUCGACCUCCUGGAGGUGCUCUGAGCUUUACAAAAACACUCACUUCUCCUCAGGGCUGGAAAGGGUUAAAGAACAAACCCUCCCCCACACAACUAUUGAUAAGCACAUAGAUGAGGCUGGGUAUGGUGUGGUUUCUGCACAAACACAAGUUCUCAUUUUUCUGUAGAUAAGAGACCUUUGGUCUGACUAUGAAGGGUUGGUUUUGUGGAGUGUUUUUUGCCGCAAAAGCAAUAUUGGUACAUUUAUAGGUACAUAUCAUUCUUUCAGGAAUGAAAGUUCAAAAACAUAUCAACUCAAAGGCAGGUAGUGUGCAUUAUUGAGGAAAAGGUAAAAUAAGCUCUAUUGGAGUUUAAGAGCAAUAUUGAAUUCUCAUAGAGAGAUAUUCAAAUGCAGUUGCCAAACAUUUUCCUUUACAUGUCAGAGAUUGUCUGGGAAAAAUUUAAAUCAGUUUACUUACCACUGCCACACCACAUUUGCUAUCGAAUUGUAUAUGUGUGCUCACAGUCAUUUGGCUAUGAGAAUUAGCCAAAUAUAUAAUGAAAAGCCAUUACAUGUGAUUUGCCAAAACAAUAUCUACUUUAUGCUCAGUUUGACCGUGGUGACAAGUGACAAGAAAAUUAUGUUAGAAUGUUUAAAAGUGGUUUAAAGUUAUAAUCCAUAAUUCAUAAUUCUGCACUUUGAUUUUUACCACGGCAAUGCUUUUGUUGAAUGUCCAGAUAAGUGUUUAGCACCCUGGCUUCUUCUCUGUCCAGGGGCCGACAACCUUCUCCACUCCACAGCAUAUUACCUGCUGACAUCUUGAUGCCAUAUCCUUAUACCAGUGGUGUAGGUAGUUGUUUAGCAUUAGAGCAGUUAUCUGAAGUAUUGUGUUGAUUGUUAGUUUGAAGAGGUUGGAGAUGUAUUAACCAUGCACAAGUUAUGUUUAUUUGCUAAGAAAUACCAGACGAAGUUUUUAAAUGAUGCGUAGAGCAGCAGUUUAUAAAGUCAAUGUAGUACAAAAAUAAUCUUAUUUACUCAUGUAUAUUAUUAUAAUAUUAUAAUUUGCGAUUGGUAUGCAACGACCAGAUGUCGUGAGAUUUGUUUGAGUGAACAUGCUUUUCUAUAUUUUGUAUAAUGUUAAGCUUUAUGAAUACGUUCAGAUAAAGGCCGUUGGAUUUCUUGUCCAGUGUGAAUAACCAGAUGUGCUGGAUGCCAUGUCACGUAAAUGUGAAUUCAUUUAUGUUAUUCUAUACAUAUUUAUCCUCCCAAGUGCGCAUGAGCACACGUCUACCCAGAGGCUGUAAUCCGUCUCUUGUUCUCCCCCUACUGGCAAUGAUAAGACGUUGUUGAAAAGAGCAAAGGGUCACUUUUUUAUUUUUAGCUACAUACUUCUUACAUCUCUGAGUGCCAUUGCGGCACCUCGCGUGCAGUGUUGUUACGUGUAUACAUAAAACAGUGUUAUGGGACACUACGCCACAUUUCAGUCGUAUAGACUUGAACAAGGAGGCCACAUGUUAUUUCAAUAUCAAACGUGACAAAUCACAUAGGCCUAACUUAGCCAAUUUAAAUAGGCUACUAUAGGCUACACUUGACAACACAACACACAAUUCAAACAUAUGUUGUGCCAAAGAGUAGAAGGACAAUGUCUUUGCCACAGCUGAAGACAUUUUUCGAAGGUAAAAUUGUGAAAGUAUAGGCGCAUUGUGUUUCUGUCUCAUGCAACGAUGCAAGACCGUUUUAAUUAAAAAGGAAGAGGGUAGGCCUAUAAUUUGCACAAUGCUUGUCUUUGCACUGGUAGCUUAAGGGAAAUCAUUUGUUAAAUUGUGAAAGUGCUCUAAAAUGUACCAUAUAUGAAUUUACUGUUUUUUGACAUGUUGAUUCUAUAAACAAACUUGCAAUAAAUUGUGUAAUAAAGAAAACAA
This is a messenger RNA of Sardina pilchardus (European sardine), 3311 nucleotides long. RefSeq names its product alkaline ceramidase 2-like. Gene Ontology annotation, cellular component: Golgi membrane. The record is from RefSeq and is a predicted model, not a curated record. Lineage: Eukaryota; Metazoa; Chordata; Actinopteri; Clupeiformes; Clupeidae. Bases 540 to 1367 code for a protein of 275 amino acids. The transcript has 6 exons. Gene Ontology annotation, biological process: ceramide catabolic process; sphingosine biosynthetic process.